CAAAAGGUCAAUACAUUCUUUGCUGCAAAGUUAGCUGAAGCAAAGCGCAAGCACGUGGCCUUAAUCAGUGAAGUGAAGAGAUCGCUAAAUGAUGCCGAGCAACGUGGCCGUGUCUCAGUACCAGAUCUCUUAACGGUGCUAUCGAAGAAGAAGAAAAGAGAAUAUCGCUUCGSCUUUAGUGAGUUGUAUCUUAGCCUAGUGCUGCUACAGAACUAUCAAUCGUUGAAUCACACAGGUUUUAGAAAGAUUUUAAAGAAGCACGAUAAGUUACUGCGCAAUACGAAAGGCAAGGAGUGGUUUCAAUCAAAUGUAGAUACCGCAUUCUUCUUCACCAAUCGUGAGAUAAUGAAUUUAAUACACGACACCGAGAAUGUUGUAACCAACUAUUUGGAGAAUGGUGAUCGGCAGCGUGCCAUGAAGCGUUUACGUGUACCACCGCUUGAGGAUGUACACCAUCCUUGGACCUCAUUCCGUGUUGGGCUUUAUUUGGGCGCCCUAGUGGUAUUAUUCUCAGCACUGGGCAUAUCACUCUAUAUGACGGAUUUGGAUGCGACAAAUUUGGAAGCCUGUAUUCGGCUCUUUCGUGCGCCCUACUCCAUAUCUAUUUACCUUGUUUUAAUUAGCGUUAAUAUAUAUGGUUGGCGCAAAGUUGGUGUUAAUCACGUGCUCAUUUUCGAAUUGGAUCCACGUCAGUAUCUGACUGCAGCGCAUGUCAUGGAAAUGGCUGUCGCCUUAGCGGUACUCAUUACGAUUGCCAUGAUUGCAUUCAUACAUUCGUCAUAUUUGCAUACGCCACGCUUUGUCUUCCCCUUGGCAUUGCUCGUCACAAUGUGUUUAAGGCGCUAUCAUGACACCCGCAAAGUUUUCCCCUUCAUCGUGAAUGCGGGCAAAUAUUCGAUGUCAUUUCUAGUGGCAUUGUUCGGUUAUCUCAUGGCUGGCACUCGACACUCUUAUGAAUAUUUCUUUGACAACCCCUUUGUGUGGUUCUUUAUAAUAUCGAACGUCAUGCAAACUGUUUAUACUCUCGUUUGGGAUAUGAUUAUGGAUUUUGGUGUGUUCAAGAAAUUUAGUGGAGAAAAUAUUUUUCUGCGUGAUCAAAUACUUUAUCCGGCGGGCUUCUAUUACUUUGCCAUAAUUGAGAACUUUUUUUCUCGAAUAUUUUGGGCUCUUAAGCUGUACAUAUACCAGCAGGGUUAUAUGACUGUUUUCCAUAGCAAUUCUAUAGCCAGUGGAUUGGAAAUGUUUAGACGUUAUAUAUGGAAUUACUUCCGUUUGGAGAAUGAACAUCUUUUCAAUGCCGGAAAAUUUCGUGCUGUGCGCGAUAUAUUUGUAGCGCCAAUUGAUCCAGACGAUGAAAUCCAAUUGCAACGCAUAAUGGAUGAGCUCGAUGGCACAACCAAUCGAUCUUCAGGUGAAAAUGGUAACGUCAUUGACAUGAAGGAGGAUUAA
Messenger RNA from Bactrocera latifrons, 1449 nucleotides. Its product is annotated as xenotropic and polytropic retrovirus receptor 1 homolog. Gene Ontology annotation, biological process: cellular response to phosphate starvation; phosphate ion transport. The annotation marks the transcript as partial. Gene Ontology annotation, cellular component: Golgi apparatus; cytoplasm; plasma membrane. NCBI's taxonomy places the organism in Eukaryota, Metazoa, Arthropoda, Insecta, Diptera, Tephritidae. Gene Ontology annotation, molecular function: inositol hexakisphosphate binding. The record is from RefSeq and is a predicted model, not a curated record. The transcript is spliced from 7 exons.